GCGGGGCGGAGAGCGGAAGGGCCGGAAGUGGAUUUUCGUAACCCGGAAGGGGAGUGCUUCCCUGGCUGUAUUGUUAACUUCUUCCAGCUGCCGCUCGUCCUGCGGCUGAGGGAAUCGUCGCGGAAGGAUGGUGUGCGAAAAAUGUGAAAAGAAACUUGGUACUGUUAUCACUCCAGAUACAUGGAAAGAUGGUGCAAGGAAUACCACAGAAAGUGGUGGAAGAAAGCUGAAUGAAAAUAAAGCUUUGACCUCAAAAAAAGCAAGAUUUGAUCCAUAUGGAAAGAAUAAGUUCUCCACUUGCAGAAUUUGUAAAAGUUCUGUGCACCAGCCAGGUUCUCAUUACUGCCAGGGCUGUGCCUACAAAAAGGGCAUCUGCUCUAUGUGUGGAAAAAAGGUUUUGGAUACCAAAAACUACAAGCAAACGUCUGUCUAGAUGUAUUGAAGUUUCUGGCUUUCCGUAUGAUUUUACUUUUUGCUUGAAUUUUCAAGGCAUAAUAUAGAUGUUAAAGUUACAAAAUAACAUGUCUUAAGACAAGUUUAAACCAGGGAAGUAGAUUGGUAUUCAUUUUUGUGCUCUCAAGAAGUUCUGAACAGCAGCAGUGUAACUAGUUUUUGCCUUAAGUUUUUAUUUUCCUUACAAACAUCUUAUUGAACUGGGAUAAGUGACAAAUUUAACGAAAAAUAUUUUCCCAGUUCUGUAUGCACUUUUUAUUUAUCAUUACUCAUGUAAUUUUUAUUAUCCUUUCCCUCUACUUUAUAGAUAUUGCAAAAGUGUGAGAAGGAGGUUAUUGAUAUUUGGCUUUGAACUUGGCAUCCAGAUUUGGAAUUUUUCCCUCAUUCCCUUUUGGUUGCAUAGUUCUUAGGAUCAGCAGUCCCUUAAUUAAUUGCAGCUUCAUAAGGCAUUUAAAUAUCUGAGAUCAUUAUUGCUAAAUAGUUCCUUAAGUAAUUAGCCCAGGCCCAAAUCAAACAAAAGUUGUAUUUAUGUUAUUUUUUAUUUGUUCUUGAAGCCAAAGUGCCAAUAUCUUUCAUAUGAGAAUGGGAAUGCAAGGAACACUCCACACAAAUCCAAAUGAAUACACUGGAUUUCAGAAAAACACACAUUACACAUAUUACCUUGAAUUCAGACCAUCAUGAAAGCCAGGAGAACAGUGUGCAUCCAUGAUGAUGUGUAACGAAUGAAUCACCAUUCCUUGGGAAAGCGCUUUGAAGCAGAAACCAAACUUCUUUUUAACCUCCUCCUCUUCUCCUUCCCCCACCAAAAAUAAAUAGACUAAGCAAA
This is a messenger RNA of Orcinus orca (killer whale), 1279 nucleotides long. RefSeq names its product CXXC repeat containing interactor of PDZ3 domain (gene CRIPT). Gene Ontology annotation, molecular function: PDZ domain binding; microtubule binding. Gene Ontology annotation, biological process: cytoplasmic microtubule organization. The transcript has 5 exons. NCBI's taxonomy places the organism in Eukaryota, Metazoa, Chordata, Mammalia, Artiodactyla, Delphinidae. The coding region runs from base 128 to 433 and encodes 101 amino acids. Gene Ontology annotation, cellular component: dendrite. The record is from RefSeq and is a predicted model, not a curated record.